AUGAUUUUUGAACCAAGUGAACCAUUUCAUUUUUCAUCCAUUCAAGCCAUGAAGUCUGUUGGUUUAAAUCACUUAGUUAAUGAUGAUCAUCUCGUUCAAUCAAAACGUGAUCGUAACACAUUUUUACCGUUCAUAUGGAAUUUGAAACGGUUAGCAGCUGUUAUUAGCGAAGUGGCUCAUUCGAAAGGGUUCAGUCAAAAUGAAAUUAUUGAAUUAUUGAAUAUUUUAACAACACAAUAUAUUGAAACAUUAUCCAAGCCAAAAGCAACGCCAAAAUUAAUGUUGACUCAUAGAUUAGAUAAUUCGACAUUAAAACAAAAUAUGAGACGCUCAUCAAUACACGGCUGUUUGAAUAUGAACCAAACAAACAAUUAUAAACAUAUUAACUGGACUGCAAUCCCUAAUUAUUCUAUGAUGACUGAAAUUGUUCGACAAUUAGCUAUAUCACGCGCUGAGUUAUCAUCACAGAUAACACUAUUGAAUAAAAGACAAAGAGGAAUGGUUUUGUGCAUGGAAACUCCACAGAUAGAAUAUCAGUUUAUUAAUGAUAAAAUAAACUAUGCUGAUUCAAAAGAAGGUUUGAUGCUUACUAAUGAUUGUGAUAGAAAGAUUCUCACUAAUGCAUUACUGUCGUCGCAAAUUGAUGACUCAGAGCCUCUUCAAAUACCGUUGAUGAUCGUAGGUGGAGGAAUCGGUGGCUUGGCCACGGCUCUCUGUUUUGCUCGUGCAGGUAAACGAGUUCAUCUUCUGGAAAAACAGCCCGAAUUCGUCGAAGUUGGAGCCGGAAUGCAAUUAGCCCCCAAUUGCAGCCGACUGUUGGAUCAACUGGGAGUAUUGAAAGAUGUUCAACGGAACGCUGUGUUUCCUAAAGAAAUUGUUUGGAUGGACGCCAUCUCCGGUGAAAAGUUAACAGGUUUCGAUUUAGGUGAGAAAUUCGUUGAUACAUUUGGCUAUGCUUAUAUGGUAGUGCAUCGUGGUGAUUUAUUGCAAGCGCUUUAUCGAGCAUGCUUAGACAGUUCACUUGUAACAAUGGAAUCAUCAAAACUGAUUGUGAAUAUUGAACAAUGUUCAUCAUCCGUUCUCCUUUCAUGUGCUGAUGGUACACGCUACAAUUGUGAAUUGUGUGUGGGGGCUGAUGGUUUAUGGUCACAAACGCGAAAAUUUGUUCAUGAUGAUGGACCACCAAUCAGUGUUGGCUAUGUGACAUAUCGUGGUACCGUCCCUAUCGCUCAAGUGUCUGCGAAAGCAGGUAGGGAUAACGUUUUGUUUUGGGUCGGACCUGAUAUGCAUCUGGUUCAGUAUCCAAUUCGUCGUGGAGAAUUCUAUAAUCAAGCAGCGGUUUUUAAGUCGAAGCAACAACCGAAUGAGACAGAUGAGUGGGGUACAACGGAAGAACUGUUUCAACAUUUCAGUAUUGGAUGUGAGGCAGUAAGAAAUGCUCUUCCACUGCUGAAAACAAAUUUUCGAUGGCCCGUUUAUGAUCGUGAACCACUGACUACAUGGAGUCGAGGACGUCUGGUUUUACUGGGUGAUGCUGCUCAUCCUAUGUUACAAUAUGCGGCACAGGGCGCAGCUCAAGCAUUAGAGGAUGCUGUUGCUUUGGUAUCAGCUUAUAUGAAAUAUGAUUCCGACGAUAUUAAGGCUAUAUUUGAGACGUAUGAAAACGAACGAAUUAAUCUUUCAUCUAAUGUCGUUCGUCUUGCACGUGAAAUUGGAGAAUUUGCUCAUAAGAGUGGUUUCGAAAAGAUAGCACGAGAUUUUCUAUUACGUAAUCAUGAUGUUUAUGAUUAUGAUUGUUUAAAAUGGCUUUACGCAAGAAAAAGAAGAACAAGUAUUUAG
Molecule: messenger RNA, 1839 nt
Organism: Didymodactylos carnosus
Lineage: Eukaryota; Metazoa; Rotifera; Eurotatoria; Philodinida; Philodinidae
Source: the annotation of a GenBank genome assembly